AUGGCUACGACCUUCCUGCAGCUAAGCCAGGACCAUCUGAAGCAGCCGGGAAUGAAACUGUUCCCCAACUACACCCCACCGAUUCCACCCCAUCACAACAACACCAACAGCAACAGCAGCAGCAGCGCAGCGACGGCAACGACGACAGCUUCCGGCAACUUCUCGACAAUGUCCAACAAUGUCAACAACCAUCACUAUCAUCAAAUCACCUACCAGACGCAAACCCUCGCACCGCUCCGGCUCAACCAGGACCAUUUUAGUGGCUCGAAAACGAACACCCUCGGUGGCGUUGGUGGCCCAAACGGCCUUCCCAAUGGCCGACCGAAAUAUCAGACCCAUCAUCAUCACCAUCACCACCACGAGCAACAGCAGCAUCCGUCGCCGCACCAUCACCACCAGCUCCACCCGUUGUCGCCCGACCACCACGACGAGCUGGACGUCGACGGGUGCAGCGCCAGCAUCAGUGCGGCCAGUGGCUGCGAUAAUGAGGAUGACAGCAAUAGUGCGACCACAUCGCCUCCGCACAGCCCGUCCUCGCCGGUGCCACCGGAACUGCCGAUCCGAAACGGACUGGUGGUGGCGAAUUACAAUGUAAAUACACUCAAUCACAGCAUCGUUGCCAACGGGAGUGGGAAAAUGGGACCGCCACGGUUGGCUUCGGUGGACGCGACGGGAACUCGCAAGACUGUUCGGCACUAUCACUGAUGCGUUUACGUCGUUCCGUCUUGGCGAAUGGCAGCAGGAAGCACCCGGGGCUGUUGUACAGACCAUUUAACAUGAUUGUGAUUCAUUUUUGCUAAUAUAUUGAGGUAGAGGAGAAGAAGGGCUCUAGAAGUCAAGCGUUUGUAUUAUAAAGAUUAGGAUUUGAAUUUGGAAAUGCUGAGAUUUCUUAUGCAAGGUGCUAUUUUUUUGUGAACAUCUUAACUGGAGAAAGAAAGAUAUGGUUUUACUAAAGAAGCUAGUUAUCUCCCAGAUCCCUUUCCUAUGUUUCACAUGGAACUUCCAAUAAAAUUGCAUGGACUCUACAUGUAAGGCUUGUACGCGACAAAAUCUGGACACCUUUAAACACGUAUAACUUUUGAAAUAGAACAUCAACGAGUGAAAUAUUUCGUAGAUUGAUGAAUGUAUGUGUGUACUUUCUGAAAAUAUAUCUCUUAUAAGUGUUACAAGUUCGUAGUGAAUAAUAGCGUCGAAGAAAUAGUUGGUUCGGAAAGAAUUGUGUGCAGUCGCCAUUGAAAUUCGGGUCUCUCGAUCCAGAAACUGACUAAAAACAUUUUGUUUUCAUGUGAACACUGUUCAAAGCGUUUUAAAAUUUGUCGAUGCUUGUUUGACAAUAUCUAAAACAUCAGAGAGUGGAUUAAAAACGGAUUUUAUGAGCCACCAGAAGGAUACGAGCUCGAAACAGAUUCUACUGAGGAUGUCAAAUUAUUCGGCACGUAUUUUUUCUUAGAAAAUUUAAAUGUCACCAACAUUCGUGCAUACAUCGAAGCAUCGAUAAGGAAUGAAGCCAUUUGAAGUGAAAAACGUACCGAAAUAAACCAACAGCAGUUUAUUUUUAUUCUUAAAGUUAUGUGUCCAGAUUUUGUCGCGAACAAGCCUUAAGUGCUAGUUACAAUUUUGUUGAAAUUUAACUUCUGAAGUAAUCAUCAGUUUUAUCAUUGCUCUAUUGAGAGAAUUGUGUAAAAUGGGAGUCGAAAAACAUGCAAAACUACUGCUUCUUGAAUUCAUAACAUGUGACCCAAUCAAAAACAAAGAAGUGGAGCGCUAAUUACUUUUUUUUACCCUGUCCUAGUAAGUUCAAAAUUUCCACGGAAUUGAUGGUAUAUUCCUUUUCAAGACAAGUAUCCCAGAAUACAAAACUAAAUUCACUCGCGUUUUCAACGGCACGCCGCUCAAUACGAAAGCAAAGCACAACUAUAAUUUUUAUUAUAUCACGCAUGCUGCGAUGCAGCAAAACUGACUUAAAAAGAUGACAGUUGUGCUUUGCUGCCGUAUUGAGUAGUGUGCCCUUGAAAAUGCGAGAAUAUUAUUUAAUUUAGAUUCCGGAGGCUUGUCCUUAAGGGGAAUAGGUUUAAGGACAAUCCUCACAGAAUUCAAAUUUGAAACUCCCAACUCACAUUUUCAAGGGCACACCACUCGAUACAGGAGCAACCCACAACUGUCAUUUUUAUUAUUUCACGCAUGCUGCGUGCUUGUUUUAUAGCUGUAAGUAACUCUUGGUUUUAUAAUGGUUUUAGCUUGAAAUUAAAAACUAAAAAGUAGCACAUUGUAUAAGAAUUCAAACAAAAACUGCUCUUGAAUUAACAUAGAAAUGGUAGUUAUGAAAUAGAAUAAAACCAAUCUACUGAAGCAUGCCCAAAAUGCGGCAUGCAGACACAAAUACCUAUAUGUAAAUCAUCAACGUUAUCUGUGCAAACUUUACAAGCAAUAUCUUCUUGACAAAUCGAAUAUACGUAUGAAUGUGUGGAAAUGCGCUAAACUACUAUCACGAAUAAAACGAACUACAUCGAGAACCGUACUACAAUUAUCCACAAACUCUAAGCAAAGUUCCAUACCGGAUGGCCACCACAACCCGAGGCGGAUAAUGGUGAACCGCCAAACUGUGAAUUGAUUGUUUAUUUUUGAUUAUGUGAUUCUUAGUUUUUUUACAAGACUUUUGUAUACAAAAAUCUAGUUGAUGAACUUUACUAAGUGUACAUAGCUAAGGGAGAAAACGAAAGCAGAGCCGAAACCGGAAUUGUAAAUAAAGGAAACAAUCCGAAGAUAGCACUACAAUUUAUCCAAUAUGAAAAGAAAGAGAAACAACAAUAUCCUUUAACUGAUCUACGAAUAGUAUAGGAGAACGAAACUUAUAUCAUAGCAGAUAGACAAAUAUAAUAGAAAUAUAGAGGAUGGGCAGCUACAGCCGAGCAGCUAUUCAAACACACGUCUUUAUCAUUAUCAAUUUACAGAUGUUUUCACACAAACAAGCAAGCAAAAUUCAGAAAA
Molecule: messenger RNA, 2988 nt
Organism: Armigeres subalbatus
Lineage: Eukaryota; Metazoa; Arthropoda; Insecta; Diptera; Culicidae
Product: protein bunched, class 2/F/G isoform-like
Exons: 1
Coding region: 1-705 (234 amino acids)
Source: RefSeq, a predicted model, not a curated record